AUGAGCUUCGAUGGCACUCGUAUGGAAGAAGCGGGCGAUGAAGUUCCACUGGACUCAAGCGCGGAAUCUGCCAAAAUAUCGACAAGAUAUCCCAACAGCUCGCGACCUACCUACGAAGAACAGUCAGCCCGCGAGGAAAAUUUGCACCGUGAGUUGGAAAGCGUGCGUCAAGUCAACGAUGCAAUUGAGGGAGUGAUCCAAAGUCUGGGAAAAGCAAAAGAUAACAUGACGAACGUCAACGACACUGUCAAUGCUGCAUCUACUCUGCUGAAUACAUGGACACGAAUUUUAUCUCAGACCGAACAUAACCAGCGGCUGAUCCUUGACCCGAGCUGGAGGGGCGCAAGUCAAGAUAUUGCAGACAUAGAAGAGGAGAUCUCGGAGAAACAACGCGCAGCGGACAGGCGAGAAAUCGAGGAGGAGGAGGAGAAGAGGCUCGCAGCUGCAAGACAAGCCGAAGCGGACGAGAAGCGUAAAGCAGAAUCACAAACGAAACAGGCAAAGGCGCCCGCCAGAAGUGGGAGCAGAAUUGGUACCACUGCAAGAGGCACAAAGGCACCUACGCCCUCCUAUGUGCAAAUGGGCGGCUCCAGCAACAACACCAACACUGUUAGUAAACGAGGGACGAGUUCUUCCAGAAGAUCAACGUCAGGAAUAGGAAGAGGUGUUGCUGGAAGAGGCGCUCGGGGGCGGGGCUAA
Capronia epimyces CBS 606.96 is the source of this 699-nucleotide messenger RNA. RefSeq lists its product as uncharacterized. The coding region runs from base 1 to 699 and encodes 232 amino acids. The transcript is spliced from 2 exons. The record is from RefSeq and is a predicted model, not a curated record. Gene Ontology annotation, biological process: mitotic cell cycle. Gene Ontology annotation, cellular component: DASH complex; mitotic spindle. Lineage: Eukaryota; Fungi; Ascomycota; Eurotiomycetes; Chaetothyriales; Herpotrichiellaceae.